GACGUGCGGCGGCGCGGCGGCGCCGCCUGCACGCUUCCCGCCCACCGCGGCGAGGUGUGUGGCCUCCGCUUUGCUCCGGACGGCGUCGCGCAGCUCGCCUCGGGCAGCAACGACCACACCGUCCGGGUCUGCGACGUGCGCUCGCCCCGCGCGGCCAGGCUGGAGCUGACGGCGCACUCGGCGGCCGUCAAGGCGCUGGACUUUUGCCCGUGGCGGAGGCACUGCCUCGCGACGGGCGGCGGCACCACCGACGGCUCUAUCCGCAUCUGGGACACGGGCGCCGCCGCGGAGCGAGAGCUGCAAAGCGUGGCGACCGGCUCGCAGGUGUCGGGCGUGCGCUGGUCGGUGGCGCGGCGCGAGCUGGUGACGAGCCACGGCUUCUCGUCCAUGAACUCGACCUCCAACUCGGUCCGGCUGUGGCGCCCCAACCUGCUCCCCGUCGCCCAGCUGACCGGCCACCGCGGCCGCGUGCUACACCUCGCUGUGAGCCCAGACGGAGGGACCGCCCUCUCCGCCGGCUCGGACGAGACGCUGCGCUUCUGGAAGAUCUCGAGCAUCGGAGGGGCGGGCGGGCAAGCGAGCCCGCCGCUGCCCGAGGCCCUCUCGGCGCGCUGCCCCGGCCUUGAGCUCAGCCGGAUCCGCUGA
Emiliania huxleyi CCMP1516 is the source of this 645-nucleotide messenger RNA. RefSeq lists its product as hypothetical. Gene Ontology annotation, cellular component: anaphase-promoting complex. NCBI's taxonomy places the organism in Eukaryota, Haptophyta, Isochrysidales, Noelaerhabdaceae. Gene Ontology annotation, biological process: positive regulation of ubiquitin protein ligase activity; anaphase-promoting complex-dependent catabolic process; positive regulation of anaphase-promoting complex-dependent catabolic process. The record is from RefSeq and is a predicted model, not a curated record. Gene Ontology annotation, molecular function: anaphase-promoting complex binding; protein binding; ubiquitin ligase activator activity. The annotation marks the transcript as partial. The transcript has a single exon.